Messenger RNA from Penicillium cinerascens, 478 nucleotides. Its product is annotated as putative prefoldin subunit 1. Gene Ontology annotation, cellular component: cytoplasm; prefoldin complex. NCBI's taxonomy places the organism in Eukaryota, Fungi, Ascomycota, Eurotiomycetes, Eurotiales, Aspergillaceae. The transcript is spliced from 3 exons. The coding region runs from base 109 to 474 and encodes 121 amino acids. Gene Ontology annotation, molecular function: protein folding chaperone. The record is from RefSeq and is a predicted model, not a curated record. Gene Ontology annotation, biological process: protein folding.
GAAAGGACCGAGAGAGUCUCACCCAUCAACACCCGAUCUCACCACCCCCGCCAUACCCCUCCUCUACCCCUCACCGAACGACGCUAUACGCAACAUCCAUCCCCCAAAAUGUCGAUCCCCAACGAAGCCCUGCAGAAGCUCCUGCAAGAAAUUGAAACUCGCGCGAUGGCAUCGCAGCAGCAGAUCGGAGUCACCAAGGCCCAGAUGACCGCCAAGCAGCGCGACAUCCGCAUGUUGCAGCUGACGUCGAAGGAACUUUCGGAACUGCCCUCCGCGACACCGGUGUACGAAGGUGUGGGCAAGAUGUUCGUCAAUGUCCCCAUCGACACGGUCAACAAGCGUCUUACCCGCGAGAGCUCCGAGGCUAGCACCGAGAUCACCAACCUGGAGAAGAAGCUGCACUAUCAUGAGACUACGUACAAGAACAGCCGGGAGAAUCUGGAGCAGAUUUUGAAGUCUGGGGGUCGCGCGUGAGGUG